GAUUCCAUUUUCUUCCAUUUUUCACUUGAGCUUGUAGACACCAAACUCCAAUCCAUCCAUUCCAGGUUGCUCUUUUUAGAUUAAAGUAUGCAGAGAAGCACGAGAGGCAAGCCUCAGAGGCCUCCAUCGGGCCGAACAAAUCUUGCAUCCUGUAUAGUUGCUACAAUUUUCCUCAUCUUCAUCGUGAUAAUAGUGUUCAUAGUUUACUUCACCGUUUUCAAGCCCAAAGAUCCCAAGAUCUCUGUCAACGCUGUGCAGCUGCCGACCUUCUCCAUCGCUAACGGCACCGUCAACUUCACCUUCUCCCAGUACGCCACCGUCAACAACCCCAACAGAGCCGCUUUCUCUCACUACGACAGCACCAUCCAGCUCUUCUAUUCGGGUUCUCAAGUGGGUUUCAUGUUCAUACCCGCCGGCAAGAUCCAGGCUGGUCAGACCCAGUACAUGGCCGCCACUUUUGCGGUCCAAUCCUUCCCGUUGGCGCCUAAAGCGGAAGCGGGAGCGGGAGCGGGAGCGGGAGCGCAGGCGGUGACUGUUACAGGCCCCAUCGGGCUUCCUUAUGGGUUUAACGGUUUCCCGAGUAAUGGGUAUCCGGCUGGACCGACGAUGGAGAUCGAGUCGAGGAUGCAGAUGGCAGGUCGGGUUAGGGUUUUGCACUUCUUCACACAUCAUGUGGAAGCAAAAUCAGAAUGCAGAGUGGUUAUUGCAGUGAGUGGUGGAUCUGUGCUAGGCUUCCACUGUUGAUUCUUUUUCUCUAACCUUUUUCGUACCCUGUAGUUGCAGCUCUUAUUAGUAUUUCUCUCUCUCUCUCAGUUUUGGAGGAUAUGCAAAUUGGGUGCUUUCAAUUUGUUGAAGUGUAAAGAUUGAAUCUUCCCUAAUUUUGAAGUAAGAUCCUUCAGUUAAUUCUUGAGAAAUCCAUCAUUUUUUUUUUUUGGAGGAUUUGGGUUGGGUGUUCGAAUUUGUGUGAACCUUUUUUUUUUCAAGAAGAAGAAAGUGUAAAAACAGAAAUUUUCUUCUUUUCCCUUCAUUUUCAAGUUAAGUUCCUUCCUUUGUCAUUUUUUUUCACUAGAACUUUAGCAUACUUGUAUCUAUAUGGGGUUUGUUAGUUCUUUCUUUGUAUCUUUUGGUUUGAAAAAAAAAAAAGUUAGUUGUAUCUGAAUCUUCUUCAAGUGUUAAAUAAUAAGCUUUGAGUGUGCAUGAUUAUGAAAGAAGCAGGAGGAGAGAUUACUGAAAAGGGAGGUGAGCUUUGCUUCUUUGUUCUGUGUAUAAUUAAUUAAUCGCCUUCGGAGAGUAAUUUACCGUAGCCUGGAAUGGGAGAGUAAGUAAAAGUUGUUGUUGGGUGAGGCUUUGCAUUUACCUCUACUACAGUUAAGGAAUGAUGAUGGGAUCAUUAAGACUGAGGCAUAAUGCUGGAAAGCAAGCAGCGCGAAAUUCCGCUUCCUUUUUCCUUUCCCCUGUUAUUGAGGGAAAUCCCAAAUCUAAUUUAGUGCUUUUUAGAGAGGUCACGACGUCGUUUUGGAAAGAGCAACAGAAUAGAGUUUGGGGAUCUUCACUUUCAUGGAUAGGUGUGAGGGGAACUUUGAAAUUUUGUCAAGUAAAGGAAGUUUAACAGUUGGUGGGACCAAAAUUCCCCGGAGACAGUAUACCCUACCUAGACAUUGAUAU
This is a messenger RNA of Rubroshorea leprosula, 1665 nucleotides long. NCBI's taxonomy places the organism in Eukaryota, Viridiplantae, Streptophyta, Magnoliopsida, Malvales, Dipterocarpaceae. The record is from the annotation of a GenBank genome assembly.